Molecule: messenger RNA, 7787 nt
Organism: Lineus longissimus
Lineage: Eukaryota; Metazoa; Nemertea; Pilidiophora; Heteronemertea; Lineidae
Product: son of sevenless homolog 2-like
Exons: 20
Coding region: 130-3948 (1272 amino acids)
Biological process (GO): positive regulation of GTPase activity; Ras protein signal transduction
Cellular component (GO): plasma membrane; nucleosome
Molecular function (GO): structural constituent of chromatin; DNA binding; guanyl-nucleotide exchange factor activity
Source: RefSeq, a predicted model, not a curated record
UAAGGAAGUCAACAUGGCUGACACUGGUGUGACACUGGAUAGGUGAAAAACUUGGACCAUAAUAUUUACCUGCCCAUUGUUCUGAUCGUCAAUCAUGUGAAUCCCAAUGCAAUAGAAUGAAGAUACAUCAUGUUCUCUGCAACUGCAGCAGCCGAUCGACCUUUGUAUAGCUUCGAGUCGGAGGAAAAUGGACCGAAAUGGAAGGGUCUUCUUGUCAAUCCGCUGCAAAAGGUUCAGCGCCAGGUGCAUCCAUCCCUGACAGCCCGGGACGAUGCCCUUGAGUAUAUCGAACACCUCAUCCUGCAGCUGCUGGGCAUGCUCUGCGCCUCCCAGCCUCACAUGGUACAAGAUGUCGAGGACAGGGUCCAGAAGACGUUCCCUAACCCCAUCGAUAAGUGGGCGAUUGGGGACGCGCAGAAUGCCCUGGAGAAAGGCAAGAAGAAGGCUCCGUUGGUGCUGCCAGUUGAUAAGAUCCACCCCCUCCUUGUAAAGGAGGUGCUUGGUUACAAGAUUGACAUGCAGGUGUCGCUGUACAUUGUGGCUGUCCUCGAAUAUAUUGCAGCUGAUAUACUCAAGCUGACUGGUAACUAUGUGAAGAAUAUUCGCCACACAGAGAUCUCAUGUCAGGACAUCAAGGUGGCCAUGAAUGCAGACAAGGUGCUCAUGGAAAUGUUCUCACCUGGGGAUGAGGUGUCACUCAGUCUGACGGAGGAGCCACAACGACGAGUCUCGCUCACUUACGAGGAAAUGGUCAAGGAUUUGGUUCUAGAGGAAGACCAGUAUAUUAGAGACUUAAAUAUGAUUAUAAAAGUAUUCCGUCAGCCUUUUGCUAAACUAUUUCCGCGGUCUAAAGACCUCGAAGUGAUCUAUAGUAAUGUGUUAGACAUUCGACGACUGACCUUGAACUUGGUGAGUUCAUUAGAGGACACUAUUGAAAUGACGGAGGAGAGUGAGGUGCCACUGAUUGGAGCUUGCUUUGAGGAGUUGGCUGAGGGCGAGGAGUUUGAUAUCUAUGUCAAAUUUGCUGAGGAUAUGCUGAAGCCAUACAGUCGAGAGAGAUUGAACGUACUUCUGCUGCGGGAUGAUGUAACAAAAGUAUUACAGACUUCUGGUCAGGGUUUUAAAGAUGCUGUAAAGUAUGUGCUGCCAAAACUUCUUCUGGGUCCUAUAUAUCAUUGUUUCCAUUACCUGGAUGUGAUUAAGUUAUUGAUGGAUACGACGUCGAAUGAAGAUGAUAAAUUCAGUCUGAUGGAGGCAUAUGGGGCAUUGCAACAACUCAAAUCAGACAUGGAACGGCGGUGUACAGGGCUGCCCAAGAAACGUCCUGCAGAGACCUCGUUAUCGUUUCACAAUCAUAUGGGCCGACCGGCCGCACUGACAAAAAUGAACGAAUUACAGAAAUCCAUUGACGGAUGGGAGGGCAAGCAUAUCGGGGAGAGUUGUAAUGAGUUCAUUAUGGAGGGUUUAUUGAAUAAAUAUGCGGGGAAGAAAGCAACGGAACGCCAUGUCUUCUUGUUUGAUGGUUUGAUCAUCUUGUGUAAACAAAACACACGGCGGUCGUCCGUGACAGGAACGGUUGGUGAAUACAGGCUAAAAGAGAAGUUCCUCGUCCGGAAAGUGGAGAUUGUGGACAAGGAGGAUACUGAUGAGUUGAAGCAUGCAUUUGAAAUCCAGGCGCGUGAUCACGGGAACAUGAUCCUGUCCGCCAAGAAUGCCGAGGAGAAGAACAACUGGAUGGCGGCACUAGUCUCACUCCAGACAAGAAGUAUGUUGGAGCGCAUGCUCGACGGUAUACUCCAAGAAGAAGAGAGACAACAGCCGUUGAAGUUGCCAAACCCAGAGCAGUACAGAUUCGCAAAAGAUGAUACUGAAGGGAAUAUCGUCUUUGAAGACAAUUGUGAUGCUUACGAGGCCCCGCUGAUCCGAGGGGGCACCCUACUCAAACUGGUUGAACGACUAACAUAUCAUAAGUACUUUGACCCGAACUUUGUGCGGACAUUCCUCACGACUUACCGGUCAUUCUGCUCACCACAGGAAUUGCUCGAUCUCCUCAUUGAAAGAUUCAAUAUCCCGGAGGUGCAUGUUGAGACUGUUCCGGCAGAUGAAGAUGAGGAGAUAGCUAGAAAUCGUGAUGAUCUCAAACGGUUCAGACAGGUUUAUAGCAAACCUAUCAAAUUUAGGGUGUUAAAUGUGUUCCGGCAGUGGAUAGACAAACAUUUCUAUGACUUUGAACGUGACAAGGACCUGCUGGCGAUGCUACUGUCUUUCCUGGACACGGUCAAGGGCAAGGCGAUGAAGAAGGGCGUAGACUCAAUCAUGCGCCACAUCAAGAAGAAGGAAGAAAGUGCCAACGAAGAGAUCAAAUUGAUGCACAUCAAGUCCCCGCCACCUAUUGAGUGGCAUCUAACCAAGGAGGCGGACCAGUUUGACUUGAUGACGCUUCAUCCCAUUGAGAUUGCCCGCCAGGUGACAUUACUGGAGUUUGACUUGUACCGUGCCGUCAAGCCUUCGGAGUUGGUGGGGAGUGUGUGGAUCAAGAAAGAUAAAAUGGAGAAAUCGCCAAACUUACUCAAGAUGAUCCACCAUUCGACAGUGUUCACAUUUUGGUUAGAGAAGUGUAUAAUAGAAGCUGAGAAUAUUGAAGAACGUGGUGCUGUGAUGUCUCGAAUUCUUGAAAUCAUGCUGGUCUUUCAGGACCUGAACAAUUUCAAUGGUGUGCUAGAGGUUGUAAGUGCUUUCAACUCUGCUCCAGUGUUUCGCCUAGAGCACACUUUUGAGGAGGUGCCUCAUAAGUUCAUCAAGGCUUUUGAUGAGGCCAAGGAACUCAACGCUGAUCACUUUAAGAAGUACAUAGAAAAACUGAGGUCAAUCAAUCCUCCAUGUGUGCCAUUCUUAGGAAUGUACUUGACGAACAUUUUGCUGACCGAAGAAGGUAAUCUGGAUUUUCUGUCCAACAGACCAGGCAUCAUUAACUUCAGUAAGCGAAGGAAAGUGGCCGAGAUCACUGGUGAAAUCCAACAAUAUCAGAACACGCCGUAUUGUCUAAAUCCCGACAGUGACAUUAGGAAUUUCAUAGAGAACCUGGAUCCACUUGAUGGUAUGACAGAGAAGGAAUUCAAUGAUUAUAUUUACGACAAGUCAUUAGAGAUAGAGCCACGGAACCUUAAACAACCACCAAAGUUUCCUAGGAAGACAGAUUAUAACCUCAAAUCCCCAGGGGUCAAACCAAGUACGCGGCACACUCAAACUCGUAGCCAUCCAAUCCCAUUACCUGACUGCAAGGUUGCCAACCAACGACUGACCGACGAUGAUGUUGAUGCGGCCUCAAGUCGGGGUGCCACUCCUCCAACGCCGAGCACACCAAUAUCUCCGACUCACACCAAUUCAGGAACAAGUGAUAACAGUGUCUUUGCCAAUGUUCUAAUUAACCCAGGACCUGGUUCAAGCUAUGGUGGAAGCAGUAUGAGCAUCGCCAGCACCAAUACGCUAACAUCAUCAUUGAGUUUAAACCACGGGCCACCAUUAGUCUUGAGGAGUCUAAAUGAUUCGGCAAGCAGCGGUUACGGUUCCACAAGUACUAUCCAAUCAGAGUAUGUGGAACCCCCUCCGGUACCCCCAAGGAAGAAACGGGAAUCCUCCGCAGGGGAUAUAUUGCCAAGUUUGGGUGGAAUUGGAUUACCGCCUGCAGUCCCGCCGAGAGACGCUUCAUCGCGGGACUGUGUUGAGCCAGCACCCCCUGUGCCACCACGUCGUGAGUUUAGUCAUGGCACGCUCCCCAGAGCAAACAGUAUGUCAUUACCUAGACAAACACAGCCAUCUAGUUCGACUUUACCUAGGAGGAACUCUGACCGAGACCACCUUAGUAUAAACGGGGAUGGCUCUGAACGCAUCCCUAAAGUUCCACCCAAGACUUAUAAAUUAACACAAGACCGUGUUCAACGGAGAUAGUGAAGUGUUGAUUUGUUGCUUCCAUUGUUUCUGUGCUGUAGGGGUUUGAUGGAAUAUGCGCAUCUGCUCGGAUCCAGCCAUUUGUUUACCUCAUACUGCACGUAUGUGCUAGAGCCUCUCCGUCGUUGAGAUCACAGUAUUACUACACGCUCUUUACAUUUAUGUUAUUAAUGUGUGUGUGGACACAGUGUAUGGUUCAACAUGCAGCAAAAGCUAAAGCAAUGUGUAGAAGAAUGCGGACAUUUGGUAGAUUGUGGAAGAUUUCCUCGAUGACGUACCAACACUGUGCCUCCAGUUGGUCAAACUAGGACUUCAGGUCUAUGAAAUCAGUAAUAAAGAUGUAAUUCGGAGGUUUUUGCAAAUUUCCAGGUUUUUAUUUAGGGGCAAGAUUUAGUGUGAAGCUUUUAAAGGGUCAAACAAGACUAGGGGUUGGAGGUGGGUCAAGAUAAUCGGGCUGCAUGUUGAACUGCAAAAUACUUAUCAGGUCACUUAGCUACGUGUACAUGUAUGCUCGUACUGGGAGUUGGAUGUACAGCAUUGUCAACAGGGGGAGUGUUACACAAAGUAAAAUGAAAUUAUUUGACCAGACAUUCAAUGUGAUGUGAUGACACAAACUGAAGUUGGGAUGUUUGAUAUAAGUUAAUUUUACAAAAACCUUGCUAGAAUUUUUUGAAUUUAUUGAAAAUGAUAUUGAAAUGUGUCUACAGGUGAUUUGGCCGAUUCGAUUAUUUCAAAUACAUAAUUGUAAAUAAAGAAGGUCUUUACAAUUUCUCACUGAAUUUUAGCUGUAGUCAUGUUGAACAUGCUAUGGGCCGCGGCAGAAAGAGGUUUUACUUUAAUAAUGUAGGUCCUCUUGUGCACCUGGGCCAACACAACAUGUUGACGUCAAGUGCUUGCUUGGCUGGCCGAAGCCUCACACUGCCUUCGUCCUAUACCAUCAUGGCCUGAAAUCCAAGAUGGUGACUGCUGUCGGCAGUAAAUGGGCUUUCUUAACCAUUUGAAUAAGUUUUCCUUGGCACAUUUCAUAAGGUCUCAACAAUUGUUCAAUAAAAUCAGAACAAACCGGGUAAUGUUUGCAAUGCCAAAAGUUUGCGAAUUGGCUCAUUUUUCAUUUGGCGAGGACUUUAUUCUGUGUUUGUUGCAGAAAUUCAAUGGUUAAUGCAUUAGAGAUGAGAUUUUUGUUUUAAUUUGCCUCCAAAAUCGCAAAAGUCAGCGCACACAUUACCCAGUUUACAGUAAUCUUUGAAGAGAUAUGAAUCGUAGCUCCAGGUCAUUUGUUAGUUUGCGGCCAUGCGUUAAAAAGUGCUAAUAUGAGUAGUGCUGCCUCGGCUAAAACUACAGUGACAUCACAUGACUAAAAUUAUACUUAAAGAUUGAACACUAUUCUACUAAAUGUAUCUGGACUAAAAAUGAGUUCAGGUUUAGUUUUAAUGCUUAGUUCAGUGCGUCACUGCAAUUUUGGCAGAUAAUCUGUUUAGCGCUCUAUAUUUGGGAUACUGUCUGCUUCGAAUUAUUUACAGAAUACAUUGACAAGAAGCUCGUACAUGAAGCAUAAAAAUCCUAACAGGGGGGGUUAAAGUGAUGGUUGAACGACUCAAAUAUUAAGCGCUGCUGACAGUGUAGGAAAAUGGUGUUUGUAAAUUGGCAAACAAUCUACAUGAAGUUGUCCUGAAGGAUCUGUGUCCAGAACUUUACAACGAUCAGAUAGAUUUUUCACCUCAUGACUUGGAAUUGUUGGUUAGGAAUGAUGUUUAGUUUUAAGUUGAUGUAUCGCUUUGAUACAUUUUGAUACAUGAUUAGUUUCAUGCAGUGGUUCUGUCUGGGCAGUGAAUCUCCUACAAUCCGGUGUUAUUUUAUCUCGGGAGAUGCACUGCCCCAACACAGCUCACAUGAAAUAAGUUUAAUGGUAUUAUGUAUGUGAAAAUGAUCACUUGAACAUGUUAAAUACUGUCUUUUUGUAAUGCUACAGGUUUAAGAUAGCCUUUAUACAAGUGUCCCACUGCAUCCAUGUCAGUUGGGCACUUUAUCCAUCCUGGUACGUUAUCCUCCUGCCCCUCAGUUUUAAAGUCCUAAUCUGUUCAUUCAAAAAUUUGAAGAAAAUUGAACUUAAAUGUGUUCAAUUGUGUAAAUAUCUAAUGAAUUCAAAUUUCAACAGUACCGUUGUCUAGACUAACAUGCCAAGUUUCAGCAAAUUUGCAGGUACAAUAACUCACUGCACUCCGGCAAUGUUUAUUUCUAUUUGCCCGAGCUCAAGAAAAUACAAUGAAGUUUUACGGCGUAGGCAUCAAAAAGGCUACAAGGUUUGGUCUGUUGGUGCUGCCUGUAGGAAUUGUGUACACUAGGUUUUCCUGCUGGCCUCAAUAUAAACAAAUUCCUGUACUGUCCUCAUCUUUAAGUCUUUAUUCCUGUUUACCAUAGAUGCCGGAUUGUUCCUACAAUGCAAGAUGCUUCAGCUUGUUCAAUGUACAGAGAAAUUAAACUUGUAGUGGAUCACUACCCGUUCCGUUGGAACACUGGAUGGAUAUGUUGUAUUCUGUUGUAAAAUGACACAAUACAGCGCUGCCAUCAAAGGAAUAUUAGUUUACACCAUUCAUUUCUCAUUACGUUUUACGAGCUUGGCAGGCAAACUUCUAGAGAUCUUACCUACCUGUUACUCUAUAGACUCAAAUACGUGAAGAAGUUAAAUCAUGGUCACAGCCGCAACAGAUUGAUGUGAAAGUGGUUCUCAUUUUGUUCUUAAAAGAGAUGGCAGGUGUGGUUGAGUGCCACAACCUCUUUUAAGAGCUGCAUGAAGCUGUAACAAUGGAAUGAUUGUUCGAAGCAGGUGACAUGAAAAUUCAUAAAAGGACGAGUUUUUGGUCACAUCAGAGACCUUUUUUUAAGUAAUAGGUCAUAAGUAACAUGUAAGUCACAAACUUCCCUUCAGUUCAUUUCAGUCAAGUAGAGGGGUGAACUGGGCACCAAGGUAUUUCAUUGCAGUUUUGAACAACCCAUCUGUGGAGGUUCCCCUCUUUGAUCAUGUUCAAGUCUGAUCUCCCAUGGCCAUGUAUAAAUGACGCAUCUUGAAAGUUAAUCCAGAAUUUCUGUUAAUUGUAAUGUUUUUGUUAGCAGACCUGGUGUUAGACUGGGUUUACAUAGAAAUUCACUUUUCACAUUACAUGGUUCACGUGUGAACAGGAAAAUGGUGACAUCUGCGAUACGUUGACACCACAUUUCGCGAACGCUGGGUCGGCUGGGGUCAUCCGUCUUAACAUGCUUAAGUGGUUGGGCUUAUUCAAGCUAAUGAGUGACAUCUCCUCGGGUUUGAAGAGUUUCAUCUUGUAGAUUGGUUGCCAACCUGGGCUAAGGAGGCCAGUUUACCCAUAACAGAAGAAUGAACUAGUGAUUUUCUAAGUGCAGGCUCCAUUCUUGAGUCAGUUUUAAUGGGUCAUGUUCAAAUCAAGGAACAAACAUAAUUAUGUAGACAGACCAAGUUAAGAGGAAUCGUGUCACAUGAAAAGAUAACUUCUAUGUAAACUUCAUCUGAAACAACUCUAUGUUGUCACCAUUGUCUUCAUCUUUGUUGUUACCACUCUUUGGUUUACUGUUAUGUUCUUUUUGUAAUGUCAACUUGGGUUAGGGUCUGGCUGUACAAUGAAAAUGGGGCCGAUUUCGCCAAUGGUCCAGUCAGACCACUUUGGACACUUACACUUAAUGCACGUAUUGAAAAAACUGAAUACUUCAUGCAUAUCUAAUUUGUAUUUUUAGCCCUGAUACACAUUUUGACAUUAAGGGAGGGGAGGUUAAUCACCAAGCAACUGGUGUUUUCGGCCGAGCAAUGUAGGGGGAUACAAUGGGGG